GAUCUGUCACUCAGUUGUUGCAUACUUCUCGGCGUGUUCGUUCGGCGCGCACCACAGAAAAUCGAGCUUGAACUCAACAGUUCAGCAAAUCUCUCAAUUCAAUUAUUAACCUAAACUAUUUUUAAUUGAAAGUGCAAUAUUAAUCAACAAUAAUUUGUAUUGUAUGCGAUUGAUUUAAACGCCAUCUAUCGGUACUCUCGAAAAACUCGGCCAUGCAUAAUCAAAAACUGUUUGUGUUAUUCUUGUUGUUAACAGCGGCAGCCGCUGUUAGUAGUGAUGUUGAUGUGGAAGCAGCAUAUUCAGAUGGUAACACAAUCAGCACAUCGACGCCUGGCAUACAUCAGUUGCCAAGAAAUUUGGUUAAACGUGCACCGACCUCCAGCUUUAUUGGUAUGAGAGGUAAAAAAGAACAAGAGGCGGCAACUGAUGUGAAUUGGUUGGGCCCGGAUCCGAUAGACUAUGGUGAGGACGGUGAAAGCAACUUUUACAAUGAGAAUGGGCAGAGAUUGAAAAAAGCACCAAUGGCAUUCGUUGGGGUCCGCGGGAAGAAGUUCUCGACUGGCAACAGUCAUCUGCGAGACUUAAUUCAAAACAUGGAGGAGGAACGCAUUCGCGAAUCAUUCCUGCAAGACUUUCUUGAACGUUUGGCGAUCGAUGGCGGGGAUGUGGGGAAACGAGCACCGACGGGCUUUACCGGCAUGAGAGGCAAACGACCUACAAUGGCUAAUGGUGAAGUUUCUGAUGAUGAGGUCGACGCAUUAGAGUUGCUUGAAAAACGCGCUCCAGUCAACUCAUUUGUUGGUGUACGCGGAAAAAAGGAUGUCUCGCAUCAACAUUACAAGCGAGCUGCACUAUCAGAGUUGUGGCGCAAACUCUUUAAAAAGGCUUACGAUGUCCGAGGAAAAAAACAACGGUACGCGGAUCUUAACAACAAAUUUGUGGCUGUGCGCGGAAAGAAGAGUGAUCUGAUGAUUGACGACGACUUGGAGCAUGUGGUGCACCCUUGGGUCUAUCUGAUCGGAGAGAAGCGCGCGCCCAACGGCUUUCUUGGCAUGAGGGGCAAACGUCCAGUCAUUGAGGAGUAA
Drosophila albomicans is the source of this 1085-nucleotide messenger RNA. Its product is annotated as tachykinins. Lineage: Eukaryota; Metazoa; Arthropoda; Insecta; Diptera; Drosophilidae. The record is from RefSeq and is a predicted model, not a curated record.